This is a messenger RNA of Corticium candelabrum, 2628 nucleotides long. RefSeq lists its product as uncharacterized. The coding region runs from base 62 to 2503 and encodes 813 amino acids. NCBI's taxonomy places the organism in Eukaryota, Metazoa, Porifera, Homoscleromorpha, Homosclerophorida, Plakinidae. The record is from RefSeq and is a predicted model, not a curated record. Gene Ontology annotation, biological process: protein phosphorylation; signal transduction. The transcript has 2 exons. Gene Ontology annotation, molecular function: ATP binding; protein serine/threonine kinase activity.
UCCUUGCAUGCAUGUUGUGUUUGCUGUCUUUUUCGACUAUUCGAAGAGUCUGGAAUAGCCAAUGGCUUUGCAAGCAAGUCACAGUUAUGCAAAACAGCAGUUGGCUCAAGAGAAUCAACUUCUUUCAAAUACAAGAGCUAAGGAUUUCCGGGUUGGAAGCCAUUUGUCUACGUUUUCUGACGGCGUCGCUUUUACUGCAACGUGCACCAAAGAAGGUCAUCCUGACCCUGACAAGGUUUAUACUGUGAAAUUGAUGCUCACAGGCGCUUCACAGUUUGGAGAUCUCUACAAUGAAUGGUCUGUCCUUUUCUCACUUCCCGUUCAUCCUAAUAUCGUUCAGUGGAGGACAGAAUUUAAAGAUCUGAUUGUGGACGAUUUCUUUGAUCAUCUUCCUCCUCAACUGCAACGUCUUUCCGUUGAUGCAAGCGGAAACCGUCAUGAAGCGCAGUAUGUUGUUUGGGACAACUAUUCUGUCAAUAUGGCAAAAAGACGAAAAGGAUAUCCUAUCCCUUUUCCAUUUGGGGAAGCCGAGAGGAUUGGGAGAGAACUACUCGAGUUACUCAUAUUUCUGGGGACACAUUGUGUAGUCUAUUUGAACUUGAAGUUGGACAACUUAAUGGUAGGUGAUAAUGGUCAACUUCUACUGUCUGACUUCACUAAGUCAAAGAAGCUAAGCCACAAUUUUGGUUACGAUUAUAAGUUGGGCGCUGAUUCUCCUGGAGGGGACAAGGCACUUCUUGCUCCUGAGAUUCUGCAUAACUUUAACAUAGUAGAGAAUGUCGAUUACAGUAAACAAGCUACCUGGGAAUUUGGUGUAUUUAUGUUUACUCUCAUUCUUGGUUUUCAUCCUCUUCCGGACUACCCUGCAAAGUAUAUUUCAAAGACCAUGUAUUCUCUGGAUGAUUUGCCAAAGCUUCCUGCAUCAUAUCCCAAAGAGAUGAGAGAGGUUUUGCCUCAAAUGUUAGAGCCUGACCCUCAAAGAAGAAUGACACUAGAGAAUGCAAAGCAUGCACUCUUCACUGCAAUAAAACAGGCCAAAGCAAAGGAUUUCAAAAUUGUAGAAAACAAACAUUUGAAGAAUGGUGUGUUGUCAGUUCUUGCAACUUGCACUCUGGAGGAUUUUCCGUAUCCAAGCAAGAACUAUCUUAUCAAGAUGCUUUGUGUUUUUGAUGAUGAUGCAGCUUCAAAGCAUUCAUUCCCAGACGAGGGCAUCACACUUUACAAUCUUCCUCAUCAUUCAAAUAUCCAGAAGUGUUGGCGUUAUUUCACAGAUCAAAUACCUGACUCAUUUUGGGAUUUAUAUUCAAGAGAAAUCCAGAAGUCAACAUCCAUUAAAAAGGAACAGUCUGAAAAAAGAAAGUCUAAAAUACUUAAGACACAGUUUCUAGUACUGGAAUGGUUGCCAGAUACAAUGGUUACCACUCGGUUAUUAUAUCCAGUUCCUUUACCUGUUUCUCUUGGAAAGAAGUUUGCAUUGGAUAUAAUUAGUGCUGCUUUACAUCUUCAGUCAAACAAGCAAGUUCAUUUUGGUCUGACACAAGAGAAUGUUGCUAUCGCUUCUGGCUCUUUGGUACUGUCAGGGUUUGACUGUGCUAUUCCACUGACUAAGCAGACUAUGAAAAAGAAUACAUUACAACGUAAACUCAGCCAUUGUAACCAGUCAUUUGUUGCGCCAGAAAUAGUGUGUGAAUUCAACAAGGAUCAACUCGAUAGCUCCAUAGAUGAACAAAUCAAUGUUGACUACCAACGGCAAUUGUCAUGGGGUGUUGGCAAAUUUAUACUUAUGCUAAUCACAGGAACAGAUCCUCUUCCUGGCUAUCCUGGCUCUAUUGAAUAUGACUGUUUUAAACUGGCACUGCCUUCAGAAUACCCUCAACAAUUUCACUCGCUUGUUCAGCGGUUGCUGCAUCCUAAUGUCGACCAUCGGGCAACACUAAACGAAGCUUUCAAAAUUGUUAAGAGUAUUGCUGUUAAUGAAAGUAUCGGGGAUACUCACUGUUACUCAGUUUCUUCUUCAUGGGAUGUUGUAGCUUCAGCAAGAGCACCACCUGAUCAGCCUUUAUCAGUGAAGUCGAAUGGUUCUAGCGUGACAAGAUCCGGCUUAUCGUACAGACACGGGAGUGAGUCUACAGGGUUACUUGAAGGCAAGGCUGCUGACACAGAAUUUGAAAGUAGCAAUCACAGCCGAGACAAUAGAGAGACACAACCAGGGUGUGCAGAUGCAGAAAAUGCACCACAAGGGCUUUCAACGCAAUUAACUCAACUCGAUUAUUGGACAUGCAAAUUCUGUGAAUUUGCAAACUGUCCGAGUACGAGAAUCUGUGCUGAGUGUUUCAAAUCUAGAGAUCUGACUCCAGAUUCACCAGAAUGUCAAGUACCAGAAGGAAUUGCUUGUGGGAUUUGUACCGUUGUGAGUACCGGAAAUCAUGAAAUAUGUCAAACUUGUGGCUACUACUUGACUGAGCCAUGGCGUCAAAAUUACACUGUAGAUUGUACGAAAUAAUAGGUUGCUGGUGGUUGACUAAGUUUUACUUACUGCAAUUACUAAGUUUCUAGUUAAUUAAUUGUAAAAUCUAUUAAAAAUCAUAAAAUUCAACUGUCAUUGCAAAUAGUCACUUACGGGACAUA